AUGUCGCGCGCCGAGCUCCGUGCGUGCCUCCGCGCCCGCGUCCUCCGCCCUGCGCUGUCUAUUACAUACCGCGAGGCCUCGCCCCCUAUCGGCAGCGAUAUAAAGCCGUCCAUCCUCCAGAUAUGCACUCAUACCCUCUGCUCGUCUCACUAUCGCCUCUGCGGGCGCAGUCCCAACGAUGUCGCUCAGACUGGCUUGCAGGCGACUCGGACACCCUCGGACGACCUGGCCGCAUGUAUUCACGCCUCUGGUCUGGUUGCUGGGGGCGUCCUGACCGCCUCCCUUGUCCUCGGGAAUGUCUGGGGCCCUGUGCACGCAGAUGCCCCGGUCGCAGAGGCCGAGAAGGCUCCCGGGAAGCCGCAGAAGCCUCUGUCUUCUCUCAUACGGUCGUAUGUCGUGUAUUCUAUGUGUUCUAUACCCGCUCUCGUAGACUGGGCCCCGUCGAUACUCGCGACAUUGACGACGAUCCCCGGGCUUAAGCAAGUCACGGAGGCGAUCGUGAGGGUCACCUUCUUCGACCAGUUCGUGGGAGGAGACACCGCGGAGGACUGUCUGCCCCUCCUCGAGCAGCUGCGCGCCGAGGGUAAGGGCUGCCUGUUCGCAUACAGCGUCGAGGUCGAUGAGGCGGAGGCUGCCGGCAACUCCAAGGAGCGUGCGGCGGCGGCGAAGGAGGCCGUCAGACAGAUCUUCCGAGAAACGCUGCACUGCAUAGACGUCGGCGCCAGCUUCGAGGACAAGCAUGCAAGCAGCGCGGACGGCGUGAAGGGGCGCAAGACGUGGGUCGCGAUCAAGCUGACCGCGAUGGUGCCCCGCGCAGAGACCUUGCGCAAUUUCUCGAAGUACUUAGUUGCGACGCGACGUUCAUCCUCACCGGCUAUUCUCUUCCCUGGUCAACCGCACCCGAACGACCUAGCUGUCCUCGCCUUCCCCACAGGCCCGAAGGGCUCACUUUCUCAGGAGGAUAUCGAGGACCUAGCACAGUUGCGUGAUGAUUUGCGAGCGAUCUGUAAGAAGGCACAGGAGCGGGGCGUCAAGAUCAUCAUGGACGCUGAAUACAGCUGGUACCAACCCGCAGUAGAUGCCUUUCUGCUUUCUCUCCAACGAGAGUUCAACGCGCUCCCUCGCCGCUCAUCUUGGUUCAGCAAGUCUCCCGCUCCAGUCACAAUCCAGCCGGUCAUCUACCAGACUUACCAGGCGUACCUGAGACGAACUCCUGAAUAUCUGAAGCACAGCAUCGCGGCCGCCCACGCGGAGGGCUACGCGCUCGGCGCGAAGCUCGUCCGUGGUGCGUACCACCCACACGAGCUCGCCGCCCACGCCUCUGCGUCCGCCUCCUCAGGGGCCUCUGUCGAAGGCUUCGGCGACGCCAGCGGCCUGGGGAUCUCCCCAGACCGCGAGCCGCCCGUGUGGCUCACGAAGGCUGAGACGGACGCGUGCUACGACGCGUGUGCGGCGCUGUUGCUGGACGAGGUGCGCAAGGACGUGAAGCGCGGGGUCCCGGGCGUCGGCGUGCUCUUUGGCACGCAUAAUUGGAAGAGCGUGGGCGGUAUUUUGGAGGGGAUGGAGAAGCUCGGGUUGGCGAAGCGUGUGGACGGCGGCGCGGGUGUGCUGUAUGUGCCUGAUGCGGUUGCGGAGAGGAUCGCGAUGGGGCAGCUGUACGGCAUGACGGACGCGUUGUCAGACUCGAUUGCCGAGCGCACACGCUGCAGCUCGCCUUUCUUGCUGAAGUAUAUCCCGUACGGAGCACUCGCUGAGGUCAUGCCCUACUUGAGCAGACGGGCGAUAGAGAACAAGUCGGUGUUGGGAGAUGGCGCGGCGACUGAGGAACGGAGGCGUGCUGGGGAACUGAUUUGGAAGAGGCUGUUUGGCUGA
This is a messenger RNA of Fomitopsis serialis, 1872 nucleotides long. RefSeq names its product FAD-linked oxidoreductase-like protein. The transcript has 9 exons. The record is from RefSeq and is a predicted model, not a curated record. Gene Ontology annotation, molecular function: proline dehydrogenase activity; FAD binding. Lineage: Eukaryota; Fungi; Basidiomycota; Agaricomycetes; Polyporales; Fomitopsidaceae. Bases 1 to 1872 code for a protein of 623 amino acids. Gene Ontology annotation, cellular component: mitochondrion.